Uranotaenia lowii is the source of this 855-nucleotide messenger RNA. RefSeq lists its product as uncharacterized. NCBI's taxonomy places the organism in Eukaryota, Metazoa, Arthropoda, Insecta, Diptera, Culicidae. The coding region runs from base 1 to 855 and encodes 284 amino acids. The transcript has a single exon. The record is from RefSeq and is a predicted model, not a curated record.
AUGAAUACCGACGAAAAUGUUAAGCUGGAGGAUGCUGUACAAGUGCAGACAGUUAGUGCACCUCGACUUAAUCCGCCAAAUAUGACUGCGUCGAAUAUAGAGUCAUAUUUUUUGUCCUUGGAGUUUUGGUUCGCGGCAUCAGGAAUCGGGGCCUCGCACGAUACCAAAAAGUACAAUAUCGUGAUGGCGCAGGUCCCGGUUGAAAAGUUGACGGAACUACGCACUAUCAUCGAGGGUGUUCCUGUGUCGGAAAAAUAUCCAUAUAUCAAGAGCAAGCUCAUCGAACACUUCGCCGACAGCCAGCAGCGACGUCUCCACCGCGUGCUUGCCGAGAUGCCAUUAGGAGACAAAAAACCGAGCCAACUUUUUAAUGAGAUGCAACGGGUUGCCGGGACAUCGCUUGGUGAUGCUGUGCUUAUCGAUCUCUGGACAUCUAGACUACCUGCUCAUGCGCAGCCGGCAGUUAUCGCGUCGAAAGGUGCAGCUUCCGAAAAAACCGCCAUCGCAGACGCCAUCGUCGAUUCGAUGGGACUUCGCAGUAUUUCCGCCAUCGAGAAUAGUGUCGUCCAGAAACCAGCAAUCUCAGUGGAACAAUCAUUGGUUGAGUGCAUCGGUAUCCUUCAAAAAGAAAUCGCUGGGCUCUCAAGAAAAUUGGAACAGUCCUGGCCAGCUAACAGCGAAUUCCGUGGGCGCAAUCGAUCAAACAGUCGAGGCAGAUCAGUGAGUUCACGACGCAGCAACGAAGAAGAAGGUCAAUGUUGGUAUCACCGCACAUUCGGUAGGGAAGCUACUCGUUGCCGGAAGCCGUGUUCGUUCGGGCGAUCCUCGUCGCCUGCUCAUCGCAACCAACAAUGA